GAUGAUUGCUAACAAAGAAAAAAAAAAACAGAAACUUUCAAUUAUGUUUAAAUUUUUGAAAAACUCGACAUUGUGUCAGAUAGUAAUAUUGCACGAAUGAUUACAUUUUAUAUCAUAGAAGUAAGCGCCGGUCAUGAAAAAAAGACAAAGAUAGAAACAAAAAGUCGUAUUUGCUGUUUUGUCUCUCAUUCUCAGAUCUCUCUCAUUUUGUGUCUCUCUCUUUAAUACAUUCAAACUCGUCUUCAACAUUAUUUCCUCUACUUCUUCACUUUGUGAAGCAGAAGAACAAACCCAAUAAAGCUCCAACAUACACCAAAACAACAUAAAUGGCGUUGAUGAAUUCAAGAGCAACAACAACACAAGACAACUUCAUCAUGGUUCCAAGCAGAAUGAAUCACCACAAGUUAGACUCAAAACCCAAAGUCUCCGUCGUUUACUAUCUCAGCCGUACUGGCCAACUUGAUCACCCACACUUCAUCGAAGUACCUCUCUCUUCUCACAACGGUCUCUAUCUCAAAGAUGUGAUCAAUCGAUUGAACGAUUUACGAGGCAAAGGAAUGGUUUGUCUCUACUCUUGGUCCUCAAAACGAACAUACAAGAACGGGUUCGUAUGGCACGAUUUAUCAGAAGACGAUUUCAUUUUCCCCGUUCAUGGUCAAGAAUAUGUACUCAAAGGCUCUCAAAUUCUCGACCUUGAUAACAACAACUCCGGUAAAGAAUCUAACUUCUCCGCCGUCGUCACUCACCGACGUAACCAGUCUUGGAGCUCUAUUGAUCAGUACAAAGUCUACAAAGCCUCCGCUGAUUCGUCAAGUCGUAUGCUCGCGACGGAUGCUUCCACUCAGACGGACGACCACCGGCGGCGGAGGAAACAUAUAGCGAAAGAGGUGGAUGAAGUGAAUGAGAUCACUGAGCUGAGCAGAGAAGAGAUUACUUCACCUCCACAGUCAGAUUCGAGUCCGGAGACCUUAGAAUCAUUGAUGAAAGCAGAUGGACGGUUAGGAUUGCGUCAAGAAGAUCGGACGGUAGAGAAGAUGCGGCCGUCGGCUGUUCUGAUGCAGCUGAUAUCGUGCGGUGCGAUGUCGUUUAGGAAAUGUGGGCCGACGACUAUGCUAAUGAAUGGGAGCACGAGGAGGAGUACGGUGGAACGAGGGACAGGGAGUUAUAGGCUCGAGAGGGCAGAGAAGGAAUUAAGGAGGUUUGGAAGGGUGAAAUUGGAAGAGAAAGAGUAUUUUAGUGGUAGCUUGAUUGAUGAGAGUAAUAAGAAGGAACUUGUUGCUGCUUUGAUGAGGUCUUCUUCUUGCAAUACUGAUAGGAGUUCAAGGAUGGGGCUGACCAAACAGAAAGAUGGGGAAGAAGUGGCUCGGGCUAACUUGAUUCCGAGAAACCCGAAGUCUGUGGAAGACGGCCAUAACAAAGCCAAAACAGGUGUUUGAUACAUUUACAACCAUUACAUAGAAUGUAGCCAAAUGGCAUAGAGGUGGUUUUCCUAUUAUAUAUUUUUUUUGGUUAAGUAACCAUAUUCCAUUUACAAAGUAUGGUUCGAUGAGUAUGAUUCAAUGAUUGUUACAUGUAAAUAUGUUGUAAUUUGACGUUUGGUGUUGUUUAUCAACGUUGCCCUAUUGCCCGUUGGUAGCAAUAUGA
Camelina sativa (false flax) is the source of this 1644-nucleotide messenger RNA. RefSeq names its product protein SOSEKI 4-like. Lineage: Eukaryota; Viridiplantae; Streptophyta; Magnoliopsida; Brassicales; Brassicaceae. The record is from RefSeq and is a predicted model, not a curated record.